Molecule: messenger RNA, 1308 nt
Organism: Periophthalmus magnuspinnatus
Lineage: Eukaryota; Metazoa; Chordata; Actinopteri; Gobiiformes; Gobiidae
Gene: fbl
Product: fibrillarin
Exons: 9
Coding region: 109-1059 (316 amino acids)
Biological process (GO): rRNA methylation; box C/D sno(s)RNA 3'-end processing
Cellular component (GO): nucleolus; box C/D methylation guide snoRNP complex; small-subunit processome
Molecular function (GO): RNA binding; rRNA methyltransferase activity; histone H2AQ104 methyltransferase activity
Source: RefSeq, a predicted model, not a curated record
GCAGACUCCGAGCGCGAGCACGUGUGAGUAGUUUGUGUUCUGUGCGCGCAGCUGGUCAGAGGCACGCGCAGGAGGAGAAUCGCGCUUUAAACUUGUCACAAUAACAACAUGAGGCCAGGGUUCAGUCCUCGUGGUGGAGGCAGAGGAGGCGGACGCGGAGGGUUUGGAGACAGAGGCGGCUUUGGGGACAGAGGCCGCGGCGGCUUCAGAGGAGGCCGAGGAGGAGGAUUCAAGUCUCCAGACGGUGGAGGAUUCCGGGGCCGUGGAGGAGGCAGAGGGACCCCCAGGGGCCGUGGUGGAGGCAGAGGUGGCCGAGGGGGCAGGGGAGGCUUUGGCGGAGGCAGGAAGGUCCUGGUGGAACCCCACAGACAUGAAGGUGUGUUCAUCUGCAGAGGCAAAGAGGAUGCUCUUGUCACAAAGAACAUGGUGGUAGGAGAGUCUGUAUAUGGGGAGAAGAGGAUCAGUGUGGAGGAAGGAGAAACAAAGAUUGAAUACAGAGCCUGGAACCCGUUCCGCUCAAAGCUGGCAGCAGCCAUCUUGGGAGGAGUGGAUCAGAUCCAUAUUAAACCAGGGGCCAAAGUCAUGUACCUGGGGGCCGCCUCGGGAACCACAGUGUCCCAUGUGUCAGACAUCGUUGGCCCAGAAGGGCUGGUAUACGCAGUGGAAUUCUCUCACCGAUCAGGCAGAGACCUCCUCAACGUGGCGAAGAAGCGCACCAACAUCAUCCCCAUCAUUGAAGACGCCCGCCACCCGCACAAGUACCGCAUGUUAGUGGGUAUGGUGGAUGUCAUUUUUGCAGACGUAGCGCAGCCUGACCAGACCAGAAUUGUAGCUCUGAAUGCUCACAACUUUCUUAGAAAUGGUGGACACUUUGUCAUUUCCAUAAAGGCCAACUGUAUAGACUCAACGGCAGCCCCUGAGGCAGUCUUUGCCUCUGAGGUGAAAAAGAUGAGCUCUGAGAACAUGAAGCCCCAGGAGCAGCUCACUCUAGAGCCCUAUGAGAGGGACCAUGCUGUGGUGGUAGGCAUCUACAGACCUCCUCCAAAGCAGAAGAAGUGAUGUGGAUGGAGUGGGAUCUUCUGUCAUUGUGAUCUGUUGAAGCAUUUUCAGUUAAAGCAGAGAGUAGUUUGUAUUUUUAAUUAUGACAUGUAUAUUGCUUUUAUUGUUUUUGUAUUUUUUUCCCGAUAUUUCUGGUCAAGAAGUCCUUUUCAGUACAUUUAAUAUGGCUGUUUUGUGAACUGCUCUGGAUUUUGUAGCUAAAUGGACAAAUGAAAUGUACAGACUUUAUUAAAAACUAUUGGAGCUGCC